Stylophora pistillata is the source of this 1622-nucleotide messenger RNA. Its product is annotated as neo-calmodulin. Gene Ontology annotation, cellular component: myosin II complex. NCBI's taxonomy places the organism in Eukaryota, Metazoa, Cnidaria, Anthozoa, Scleractinia, Pocilloporidae. The record is from RefSeq and is a predicted model, not a curated record. Gene Ontology annotation, molecular function: calcium ion binding.
AACCAGUUUUCGCACAAACAUAGUCCAUAAUACAUCACACUUCUCGAUUCUGUCCUGAAGAAACAUUAGAUCAGCUUGGCUAGUUAACAUUGUAUCAAACACGCACAAGAAUGGAUAAACUUACUGAAGGGCAAAUUCAAGAGUACAGAGAUGCAUUUCAACACUUUGACAAGGACAGCAGUGGUUUUAUUACCACCAAAGAACUCGGAAACGCCAUGCGCUCCUUGGGUGAAAAUCCACGUGAAGAAGACUUACAGAUGAUGAUUAAUAGUGUGGACAUUGAUGGCAAUGGACAGAUGGAUUUUGAGGAAUUUGUUAAAUUAAUGGUGGCAAAAAAUCAGUUCUCUUUCAAUGAGGAGGAAGCCAAAGAAGCAUUUUAUAUUUUUGAUCGUGACUGCCGAGGCUAUGUGAUGUCGGAUGAUCUGCGACAAGUCUUUCAGACACUGGAGGAAAAAAUUCCUGAUCAUGAAAUCAAUGAUAUGUUGCAAGAUCAGAAACAUCAGUUUCAGAGGAAGAUAACGUUUGAUGAUUUUUUUCAAAUGACCAAAGAAGGUGUCUGCCCCAAGGAAUCCAAACAAAAGGAGAAGGAGCCUGCUCGUCCAAAAUAUGCACGAAGACGGCAAAAGUUUUAUAUCUACAGCUAAGCAUUUGAUGACACUGCUGUUUGUGUUCUGUGAUGGGAUGUGUUUUGUUCAAAACUUUUUGUCAGCCAUUCAGAUAAACCUUUGAAGCUCUCGUAUGAGCAGAGUUAGAAUUAUUUAAAAUUCUUCUUCUCAUUCUGAGAGACUAAAUGCUUCAUGUAUAUCGAAAACGUGACAUGAUUCUUCCUAAGUAAUCUUUAAAUCUCAACUCCCCUACCAUUUCCGAAGCCACCAACGGGACUGAUCGAGAGAUAAUCGAUUUGUACUCACGCGAAAAUGCCAUCUCUAUGCUGAGUAUAUGUUUCAUAAAUCCAAAACAACUGGAUGGCUCGAGUCUAUAAAAAUUUUCAGGAAUUCCCUUUUGUAUGACAUGUGCAAGGGGAAAUCACGCUCAUUUAAUUUUCCGAUAUGGAACUGUAAGGCUAGGAUCUACGGGAAGUCCCGCGUGAUAACGGGUGAAGUCCGUGAUAAAGCGUGAAGGUUGCACUGAUCAUGACGUCAUUAUCAUUGUUAUCAAAGGCGUUAUCGAUAUUUUUUUGUACUCUAGAGGACAAUGUUUCAAUUACACAGUUGUCGAUGUUUUUCUCCUCUCUCUUUAUCUAUACCUAUAUUGGUUGUUGCCUAUAUACAAGUCAGAAAAGGUGUUCAUCCGUUUCUUAAGUUUACUUUCGGUAGGAAAAGAUGAUUUGUCCUUCAGUGUCCGGUAUGUAAACUCUUUGUGUAAAACCACAGACCAUAAUGUUGUGCUCCAUAGGUAAUUGGAGUUGUGGUUUCUUUAAUCAAGCAUUAAUCAUAAUGAAGAAGCAUUUGUUCUGGGUACUAUUUGUUCCAUCUAUAGCUAAUAAGGUUUGGAUACUAUAAAAUUCUAAUAAAAAAAAACGAUUUUUCAUGUCCUUCGAAAGAGAGUUAAGAAGUAUAAAAACUGACGUUAGUAAAGUAUUAAAACGAACUGUCAUUAAAAAGGGUUACAUACGACUUCAA